Messenger RNA from Fonsecaea erecta, 3948 nucleotides. RefSeq lists its product as hypothetical. Lineage: Eukaryota; Fungi; Ascomycota; Eurotiomycetes; Chaetothyriales; Herpotrichiellaceae. The record is from RefSeq and is a predicted model, not a curated record. The transcript is spliced from 5 exons. Bases 1 to 3948 code for a protein of 1315 amino acids.
AUGGCGGCGAAGAAGACGAUCAUUCUGAGGUCGCUCCAUGAAUAUAGCGAACUGGCAUCGACUGAGCUGAUCCAGAAUGACAAGGACGCUCGUGGUGGCCCUGAGGCGGCGGCAUUCUUCUAUUUUGAUGCUCCCAACCAGGUAUUCUGUGCAGACGUCGACCGACAUGAUCAGCACUCCAUGUCGCAAUUUCUUGCUCGUAUGGCUGGUUACAUCGAGCAUCAUGAAUCGAAUCAACCCGGGUUUGACGAUGAGCCACGAAUUCGUCCAGUGGAAGGUACGGUGAUGCCAGACAUCAUCCCAGAAGAAUACGACGUAGAGAGCGCCGAGAAAAAUGUUCUAUUACAGUAUCAGUCGGACGAGGAAGCCGAUGAUCACUAUGUGCUGGACGGAUUGGUUCAUCUGACCACCUAUUGGCAGCCUGCGAACGGGAACAUCGGCAUUCUUCCACCUAUGUACGCAAAAGACAUCACACAGUCGACAGGCUCCUCUCUUUUUGCUGAAGAAGCUGAAAAGCGAUACCGGAUCUUCCAAGGAGACUUCAAACUGGCCCGCGAAAAGCUCCUGAGGCUCGAGCCACUACUCGUAAUCAUUGAUAAACAGUCCGGCAACAAACCGCUCUCGGCAACUGGCAACCUCCUCAUCUGGCCACCAAAUAACCCAGAUUCCAGGAUAGAAUUUGUGAGCAUGGGCGCCGAUCACCCAGGCUACCAACGCGUAAUCGUCAACAGACUGGAACGAAACCUCUACAGGAAAGUCAUUGGAGAGCUUCGUGUAUGGGAUUCGGAGAGGAGGGAGUUCCACACACCUCGCAAUCUCCAAAAAGACCAUAAGCCCACAGCUACGUUCCAAGCCUCCAAAAUCUGGGACACCGAGGUCUAUAAGAGCUUUGGAGAUCCACAGAAUAUGGAUCCUAUCAUCACAUCCAACUCAACCUCAGCAGUCAACGCGGGCUCCGUUCCGACCCAAACACCCUCUGAUGCGAGAAUCGCCGCCUGGUCGAAAAACAUUGAGCAAUCAGCAAAUCCGAACGUCGCCCCCGAUGCACCGAUUGAAUCUGGACCACCGACGCGCCGCAGAGUUGCAAUAGAGUCAGACAGCGAGGAUGAUGAGCCAUCUGUCCCUGUUCCUAUGCCGAAAUCCGUCGCCUCAGCUGCUGAAAACGUCACAGAAAACCGGUCAGUUCUGCCGUCGGAGGACGAGGACUUGAUGGAAGCCGAAAGCGGGGCGCCUCAGAUACUGGGAUCUCUUGUGUCUGCGCGUCUGGCUGGCAACGACGACAUAUUGUUCGAUCUAUCAGAAGAAGUUGACAUGGACCAAGCUACAAGGGGGCCCCAAGCGCAAUCUGAGGCUCUUUCGGCUCUUUCGCACGGAGAUCAUGGGGGUGAGAUACCUACAGCAUUGUAUCAAGAGGCCUCGCCUGGACACCAAGAAGAUCACGACAAUGGAGGCGAAUCAAACGAAACAGUCGACACAUCUCCGUUUCAAUCCCAUGCAAGUGCCAGUAGCGAAAUCAAGUCCUCUCCUCAAGUCGAAAAACCGACGGAAGCUCAGGAGACUUCGUCCUCGGCUACAGAUAUUGCGUCUAUGACUCCGGAGGCCUCGAGUGUUGCACCUUACAGACGACCUGCUUUCCAUCCUGGUGGGUACGGGCAUGUACGGUAUAGCCGAGGGCAGAGAGUUCCGCGUGGCUAUCGCGGACGGACGUACACCCGUCACCACGGGGACGGACGACCUGGGGCUAGUCACACUUACGACCACAUUGAAAGCCAGCGCCCUGUGCAACCGGAGGGAUUUUGGGCAUGGGAACAAGCAGGAGAGUUCUAUCAGCGAGGAACUGGAAGGCCCCGCUGGAACUACUCCGAGGGGGCGUCGAGGAGCCGUGGCUUUCGAGGUCAACAAUCGCGAUCCACUUACAGCCCUCUCAUCGACCUGAGGACCCCUGCUAGUAUUGGCCAUCCUCCCACUGUGCCACCAGACCUGGAAUGCAACGUAGUGCUUCAGGCUACGAACACGACUGAUGGUAAUCCUAAUCAAUCGAGCGAUCCUGCAGAGCCUCUCCCACCCAAGAUUACCCGGUCAGAAUCACAUACGCACUCCGAUGUAAUGUCUGGAUCCUCUGCUUCGAAAUUGGCACGGCUCAGAUUCAGCGAAGAAGGAUCUGACUACGUUACAACGUUCAUUCCGAAAAUCGAUCAGGAUGCCGUGAGAGUAGAGACGCUACAAAAAUUGCAAGAUGCAAUAGCAGCGAACAAAAAGGCGACAGAACGGUCACCCAAACUUCAUUCUACAAUGCGCCAACAGGGUAAAAAUCCUGGAAAGACGUUUGCAAAGCGGGAGACGGACGCGGAGAAGAAAACGCGCAUCGCUGCGGCGUUGGCAGACGCAUAUCCAACCUCGACCAAUAUCCCACCAAGAUCACGAACAAGCUCUUCCAAGCGAGAGCAGAUGAGCCCAUGGAAGCGACAAGGAGUGGAAAAACAGUCGGCUGAGGGACAAGUGGCACGCGACCUUCGAAUUAUGCAGACGAAAAAGCUCAUCUCUCUCUUGGAGCCAGCGUUUGAGAGUAGCAGAGCUUUUAGCGGCAAGUUGAGGUUUGAGCUGCAAUUCGGCCAAGUUCUCGUCACACCGAGGCAGCCAUUACGCGACAGCAUCUAUCAUAGUGUUGAGGACUGGUCAUCAUACUUUGAUUGUCAUCCUGGAGCAGCGCCGACCCACUCCAGUUUCACCAAGAUCUUGACGUCGAACGGUGCAGACAUCGACCGUGUCCUCGAAAUCAAGGCAAACACUGGGAAUGUGAUUAGCAAGGGCAAACUUUGGAAUGCGUCUCCAGGUCCACAGUCUGUCAGCUACGAAUUUCAUUGCCAAAGUCGUUUGAACGAGGACUUUCAGAUUGUUGUAGACCAAUCUGGAAGAUACGAAUUGAGAAAGGGCCUGGUCACCAUCAGUGAUGUCAACAUGCAUGUGCCGGCUCAGGUCUGGGACCUCUCUGCCACGCUGACAGGGCCCUUGAAGUGGCUGGACCCCCCAGAGACCGUCGCUCAGAGUGUCAGCACUUUUGUCGAAUCUCUCUAUGUCUUGCCAGGGCGUGACAAGCUGAUGCUGGUGUUCCGACAGCCCAAUGACCUUGAAAUCCAGGUUCGCAACCUGGUCGUAAAACGAGAUAGCUACCACAGCAGCAGUCUUCCGGAUAGCCAAGACAUCCUGCUCAAGGUGACAGAGGCAAAGAACCUUCAGUUCCGGGUUCACCCAGAAGAUAAGGGACUCUGGCAAGGAUACGAAGGCGCCGAAAAUGCUUACAAAGACCUUGCAGACGGCGGCCAUAUUCACUAUGAACUGUCGCUUGUUCAUAAAGGGAUCAAUGAUGUGCUCACAACGAACGAGGCUCUGGAGAUCGGGGAACUUACUGACGCGGAAACCACCGGGAAAUCCCUUCUUGAUAUGACUACCAUCCAUUCCAUGCUCGACAUUGCGAUCCAAACAGUUUCCAGGAUGGAUUUCGUCGGUCUGCGAAACUAUGGCACCCAACAACGCCUGGCGGACGAGGCCCGAAAACACGUUGAGCAACUCGAAGCAAUCCUUGGCCCGAGAGCAAAGACUAUCCUUCAGCUUCCUAACGCGAGCCAGGAGCCUUCUCCAGUCCCAAGUCGAUCUCAGACGGUUAAGAACAACAGUACGGCUGCCGGCGGAGCCUCGGUGAUGCAACAGUACGUUCCUGGUGUGCGCAUGAACACAGAGGCCCACGUAAUGAUUGAUGAGUCGGGAAAUCGCUACCUGCUGGGCCUGGGUGGUGCGAGAAUCCCUCUUGUUGACGAUGAAAAACCAUCUGGCUCUGGAGAGUCAGUCCAACCGGACGAUAGCGCGAGUCAAGCUGGUGGGAUGAAGACACACCUGCGGUUUGCGCCGAGAGGGUAUAAGCACACCGAGCGACACGCGGGGUUCUGGUAG